Messenger RNA from Amoebophrya sp. A120, 4694 nucleotides. The record is from the annotation of a GenBank genome assembly. NCBI's taxonomy places the organism in Eukaryota, Dinophyceae, Syndiniales, Amoebophryaceae.
AUCAGUGUGGAGGAUUUGGAGGCGCUGGAAGAUGAUCAUUUGAAUAGCGAUAGUGCUAGCGAUCAUGGGGAUCACAACGACGGCAGCGCCUUCGACGAUAAAGAAUCAGAACCAGAAGACGUCGGUCCUCGCACUAGUGUUGACGACGAGCCAAUAUCUCCUGUCAACUACAUCGACGUUGCCUCACCCAAAAAUCUGCAGAAGAUCGCCACCCGUCGGAUCGACCAAUACUACGACCAAAUCGCGAGGGAAGUGAAACACCAUUUCGUCAUGACCUGGAACAGCUACAAGAAGCACGCUUGGGGCUUCGACGAGUGGUGCCCGACGACGAUGAAAGGCAGCAACGAUUCCUUUGGCGGGAUCGGGAUGCAGAUAUUGGAUUCUCUCUCCGCAUUAUUAAUUUUCGAUAUGGACGAGGAAUUUAUUUUCGCGAGGGAUAAUUUCGUCCAAAACCUCGAUUUCAAAAAGGCCAGCACGCGGGUGGAAGUUUCGGUUUUCGAGUUGAUGAUCCGGGCGGUUGGUGGGUUACUGUCCGCUUAUGCGAUGAUGUUGGAGAAGAUUUUGCGGAAGGGGAUCAAAGCCUUCGUACCAAAAAGCGACUAUAGGGGGAAAAAUUUGAAAGAUCUCACCUUCGACGAUAUGACGCAGGUGUUUCAGAAACACAAGCAGAAGGUUGAAGAUGAAGGUCGUCGUCGUGCAGCGGGGAAUUAUGAGAAAAAGCCUCCCGUCCUCGGGGCCGGCUCCGCCUCAUCUACAUCUUCAUCAGAUAUCAAAGCGCUGGCCCAAAUUUCCGCGGAACUUUCAAAAAACACGAUUUUUUUGCAGAAAGCGGAAGAAUUGAUCCAGCAAAUCAUCGCGGUUUUCCGAACUCCAUCAGGCUUCCCGUUUUCCAGAGUGAGAAUCGGGUCCGGCUUACCGGUAAUCGACUCCACCCAGCCCACGAUUUUAUCCGAAAUUGGCACGAUGCAGUUGGAACUACGGUAUCUUUAUCCUGUGCAAAAGUAUCGUACUCGUAGUAAUCGCAGUCAUGCAUUACAAAUCUCCAUCCCAAGUCAAAACAGCAUGACAAACUCCCUUUGUCAUGCUGAGCUAAUUUGUAUUGCAAUUACUACUAGUACGAUACUUUUGCAGUUCAUAAUCUUUCCUUCGCGACAAAAAACGCGACGUACGCGAGACUGGCCGACACGAUCUCCCACCAACUCCAUUUCGACGUUAUUCUUGGUAAAAACGUCCCCACCCCAGAGUUGUCAUGCAAAUCUGCAUGCCAACAAAGUUUGUCAUGCGGAGCGCCAUGAGAGGCAUUUUCUAGUCGUGUGUUGGAAUUUGUGAUGCUAUAACCAGCAUGAUAUACUACAUCUGUAAUGCUGCUGAACUACCUAAACAGGAUUGCACUAUGAAGACAAACUUGUCAUGCCAAACAACCAAAGCUGGCUGAUGUGUCUAGCAGAUUUCCCAUGUGGACUCUAUUGUGGACGUUUUUACAAAUGAUAGACGUGUUCCAAGAUUUCGGGAAAAACUGGCAGGACUUCAUCAUCGGAAGCGCAGGAGGACCAGAGAAAACGGAGGAAAAAACCUACCCGCAGUUGCUACCGACACAGUAUACCAACGCGCAGAUCAUUCCGAUUAAAGUGUUGAAGAACAGUCGGUUUUCGUUAGGCGGCCAGGGAGACAGCUACUUCGAGUACUUGCUGAAACAGUAUCUACAGGACGAUGAGGAUUUGUUUUCUUUGCAUAUGUGGGAGGUGAUGCUGAAGGGGCUAUUAGACAGGAAAAAGGGAUUAGUUGUCGGUGUGAAGGGGAAAAACGAAAACGGGAUGAAGUCUGUGGAUGAAUUACUGCAGGUUGCGACGGGGAGUGAUGGACGAGGAGGCGGAGGUACCCUUCAAGCUGCUGCACACGUAGAUAAUUACCUCGACCCCGAUGAGGCGUGGGACCGGUUUUUCCCUCCAAGCUCAGGCGGGAACCAGCCUGGAGGUGGCGGGAGAGCGUUUCAAAGCGAAGAUGAGGAGCUAGACGCGAUGGAUGAAGAGGAUGAUUUGGGAGAAGACGGAGAAUUCAACGGGAACGCAGGCACGGAGCAGGUGAUAGAGAUUUUAGACGUGAAUGACCAACAAGAGGAAGAUGUGGCUGCCUCAGCCACAACCGGCGACGCGGAAGAUGAAAACCAGGCUGCUGACGCGGCUAUCAAAGCAGCUGGCACGACGGCGCCAGCUGCAGGAGAAGAAGCCGGCCGUGGUUCCUCGUCGGCAGUACAGAUUGAGAUUGCGCCUCCUUCUGCAACCAGCGCAGCAGAUCACUACCUCGACAAAUCCUACUACAUUAUCGAGCGCGACUUGAAGGGAUUGCAGCUGAACCUCAUGGCACAUUUGACAUGUUUCUUCCCCGGAAUGCUGGCUUUGCACCUGCAUUUGAUGACGUCUAGUACUUCACCAGGGGACAUCUACAUGAACGGUCCGGCUGUUGGGUUGCCUGCAUCCGGGUCAACAUCGGAAGGGCAAGAACACGGGGCGACCGUGAUAGAAACUGCUUCCGAAAGAACCGCUGCUGCAGCCUCAGCAUCACCGAUUGAUGGCAGCACAAAGAACUCAACUCAACUUCCACCAACGGCAGAAGAAAAUCUUGCGCCUAUAUGAAUUGCAAAACUAAAACUAUCGUACAACUCGUAUAAAUAAAUGCAUUACAAAUUUCCCCAGCAAGAGAAAUGGAGUUUGUCAUGCUAAUUUGCCUUCGCAACAAGAUUUGUAAUGCAGUACUUGCAUUUAUACGAGUACGCUACUUUUGCACAGGAUAGCCUAUCGAACCCAGCACCGACAUCCCCUUCCUGCACCACAUCAAGGAAUCCACGAUGGAAAAUUGCUUCAAUUUCUACCGUAUCCUGUGCAGAAGUAUCGUACUCGUAUUGCAGUCAUGCAUUACAAAUUUUUUUCUGAAAGCAAAUCCGCAUUACAAAUUUCAUUUCUCAUGCUGAGGAAAUUUGUAAUGCAUUUAUACGAGUGCGAUACUUUUGCAAUUCAUAUACCGGAAUUCCCCGACUGCUCUAGCGCCCGAGGCAGUAUUCGUCCCGCCGGACAAUUAUGUGAUAGAAAACAUCGAGGAAAUCGAGAUCCAAGACGACCAGAAGCGGAAAAAACUGAUCCGGACCCGCACGAAAACGUACUUAGACCCAACCGCAAUGUACGUGCCACAGGGGCUGUCUUACUCGCUGUUACGUCCCGAGACGGUGGAGAGCUUGUUCUAUUUAGACUACUACCGGGAAGAGAAUGAAAAGCUGGUGAGGAAAAGUUUAAUGUCUACUUCGAGCACAACUUCAGCUGGGGCUAGUGGCGCAGAAACUGAAACGCGGUCAUUUGCAGAUGCUUCGGGCAGUGAGAGCUCCUCUGCUCCUCGUCCUCCCGUGAAUCGUGCAUCACAAACUACAUCGCAACCUCCUCAACCCGCCACCGUCCAGGAGAUUGACCACACGGAAACGCAGCACCGAAUUGUCCGGACGAAAAACAAGCCGGGGAUGAAGAAUCUCCCUGUAGCUCCAGCGACGAGCACGAGAGCAGCCGGGGAAGAAGAUGCUACUGGUGGUGUUCCAAGCACCACAAGUUCUUCCUCGUCGACCUCAGCAUCGCAGUCUGCCCAUUCAGACAACAACCAAGCUGAAGACGAUGUUCACGAGGAAGACGACUACCUACAUCAAACUACUUCCCCCUUCAAGUACAAGCAGAUGGGCCACUUCAUUUGGCAGGGGUUAAAAGACCACGGCUUUAUCCCGUACGCGGGGUUCACCACUGUGCCAGACGUGACCCAGUUCCCCAACGUCCCGCGUUCCUGCCCGAUGCACACCUUUGUCAUGUCGGAAACCUUGGUGUAUUUGUACUUGCUUUUUAAAAACCGAAAUAACGAUGAAGUUGUCAGGGACAACAGGGCCGCAGGCAAGGUUGUGGAUCUGAAAAAGUGGGUCUUCAACACCGAAGCGCACCCGCUGCCGAGAAUCUUCACGAAGUAUGACUCGAAGCCAAAAGGGAGGAAGAAAGGAAAAGGAGCUGCGACGAAGGAGCAGGAGUCUUCUGUGCAAGCACAGUUGAAUGCGACGAAAAGAAUGCAGCGGCCGAAAUCCUUGAACGCCGGUGCUUAUUCUGCUGGAGCUGCGAGUGCGAAGCAAACGAGUGCGUCCAGCGCAACCAGUAGUCGAUUUGUUGAUGGGGAGGUGGAUGGUCAGACCGCGCCACCGGAAGUAAACGCGGUAGAGCGACGAGAGCUCUGAUCGUCCACCAUAACAAGUUUCACAAAAUCAGAACGAGAGAAGAACGCAUAAUCUAGAGAAUUGUUUUAAAACUUUUUCAAGAAGAGAGAAUGAGUUAAGAGAUCGACAUCGAAGUUUUUAGUAUUGGUUUCAUUAUAGCUAACUUAGACAGUUUCUAGGCUGAAUUUGGUAAAUCCAAAGGUUGUAAUAUAUCGCACGACCACCGACUGAGUGCAUGAGCGAUUGCCCAACGAAGUACCUUUCUUGCAUUCCUCAGUCCUGUGCAGCUCGGGUGGUGGUCUAGAAGUUUCUGCUUGUAUCAAUGUUGUAGUAAGUCACUUUAUCUGUUCGUGUUCUGCGAAAUGUAGUUCUAGGCCAAGUUGUUUUCGUCCGCAAACUACGAGCUGGUGCUGCUAUUAAGAGGAAAAGAAGAUAUGAGACUUGAAUUUUAUUUUUAACUGGC